GUUUUUAUCAGCCUCCAGAGCGAGAGGAGGCGGCGGCGGCGGCGGCGCGCGCCACUUCGUGCGGAGACCAACAGGAGAGGACGGCGCGUCGUGAGUGAACCACAGCAGAGACCCCGGUUCAUGUGUUGGGCUGUUCCGAGCGCACGUCGUGCCCGCAGCGGUUCUCGAGAAUGGAAAAUACACGCAGGAUGCCCAAGAGACCGCGCUGGCUUUGCGCACUGGUUUUGGCGUCUGUCUUACUUGCGGUGGACAGCAAGAGAGUGAGACCACCUCGCUGCCCCUCAUCGUGCACAUGUACCAAAGAUAACGCGUUGUGCGAAAGCGCAGGACUGAUCCCGCGCAGCUUUCCGCCCGAUGUCAUAUCACUAUCAUUCGUCAAGUCUGAAUUCACUGAAAUCCCGAAGGAGAGCUUCAUCCACACGCCUGCCCUGCAUCUCCUUCUUUUCACAGCCAACAACCUGGAAUCUAUAAACGAGGAUGCUUUCCUUGGUCUUCCUCAUCUUGAGUAUCUGUUCAUAGAAAAUAACCAGAUUACAUCGAUUUCACCAUAUGCUUUUCGUGGACUGAAAACCCUCGUGCAUCUGAGUCUGGCCUACAAUAAUCUGGAGACUCUGCCGAAAGAUCUGUUCAAGGGUCUUGAGGCGUUGACAAAAGUAGACUUGAGAGGCAACCAGUUCACCUGUGACUGUAAGCUGAAGUGGUUGGUGGAGUGGAUGUACAGCACCAACGCUACAGUGGACCAGAUUUACUGUAAAGGCCCGGCCGCACAGCUGGACAAGAAGAUUAACGACCUGGUGCCGCUGUCCUUCGACUGCAUCACCACAGAGUUCGCUUCCUACCAGUCCCUGAAGUUUGAAUCCAUAUCCGUGGAGGCCUUUUCCUUUGGGAAUGAGCAGUAUGUGGUGUUCGCUCAGCCCUUCAUAGGGAAAUGCAGCUUUCUAGAGUGGGAUCAUGUGGAGAUGGUCUUCAGAAGCUUCGAUGACAUUGACAGCACAUCCACGGUGAUUUGCAAACCUCUGGUCAUUGACAACCAGCUCUUCGUCAUCGUGGCCCAGCUGUUUGGUGGCUCACACAUCUACAAGCGCGACUCCUCCGCCAACAAAUUCAUCAAGCUCCAAGGCAUCGACAUCCUCAAAAUCCGCAAACCAAACGACGUUGAGACGUUCCGCAUCGACGGCGAAUCCUUCUUCGUCAUAGCGGACAGCUCCAAGGCCGGAUCCACCACCAUCUAUAAGUGGAACGGCAACGGCUUCUACUCUCACCAAUCGCUCCACCCGUGGUACCGGGACACGGAUGUGGAGUACAUGGAGAUCUCCUCCAAGCCUCACCUGAUCCUGUCCAGCAGCUCCCAGAGGCCGGUCAUCUACCAGUGGAACAAAACCACCAAGCUGUUCGACCGGCGCACCGACAUCCCGGAAAUGGAGGACGUUUACGCCGUGAAGCACUUCCAGGUCAAAUCCGACCUCUUCAUCUGCCUGACGCGAUUCAUCGGCGACUCCAAAGUGAUGCGCUGGGACGGGGCCCUCUUCAGAGAGCUGCAGACCAUGCCCUCCCGUGGCUCCAUGGUGUUCCAGCCCUUCUCCGUGGGCAGCUGGCAGUACGCCGUCCUGGGCAGCGAUUACUCUUUCACCCAGGUGUACCGCUGGGACGCCAAGAAGGGCGAGUUCGUCCACUUCCAGGAGGUGAACAUCCAGGCACCGAGGGCCUUCUCUCCGAUCUCCAUAGACAACCGGCAGUUCCUGCUGGCCUCCAGUUUCAAAGGGAAAACUCAGAUUUACGAGCACCUGGUCAUUGAUCUGAGCGACUGAUCUAUCGACUGGUUUGCCGAUUGUCUGAUUAUUUGUGUGGUUUCUUUGGCUGUUGUAGCAGAUCAAGACAGCACUGCAAGUUUUAGGGGAUCCUAGCUUGAGCAAGGCAGGUGUGAAUACAUUUGGCCGAGAUGCAUAUUGUUUCAAUGCAUGCACCUCAAAUUAGGAUUAGACCAUGACGUUAAUGCAUGAGCAGGGCCUCACCCCGGCCAUCCCGUCCUGAUGAAUGCAACAACCAUGCUCACUAUUCCAUUCAAUCUUGCCUGUAGGUUUUUUUGUUUAUGUUCAGCUUUUAAUGUGUCUCAACAAUGUUUAUACAUUUGUAAUCUCAUAUAUUUAUCUACAGAAAGUAAUGACGAAAUGGUAAUUUAUAAUCUAUUAACAUGUUUAACUGAACAAAUCUGCCAAAAUGAAAAGUUUACAUUUUUCUGUCUUUCCACUUGUGCGCUAAACAAUUUGUAAAUGUAGCUUUUGUAAGUUUAAGAGGGACCAUGCCGGUUGGAUACAUAUUUGUUAAGGAUUUGAGAUUAAGUUUAUAAUUUGGAAAAUAUCCACAUAAAUGUGUGAAAAAUAUACCUGAAAAUCAGGUAUAACAUUUUUAUUGAUAAUGGUUUGUACAAUGUUUAAAGUAUUGAAAAUAACAGCUUUUCAUAAGCAUGGAAGCCGUUUGGGAACACAGGAACUAUUUUCACACAAUUGAAGGAACUGAAUCGAGACACUAAGGAUAUUGUUUGUGAUCUUUUACCUUUGACUAACAUUUGCGCAUAAUAAAUCAACUGUGUCAUGAUUAGAAUUAAGUUAUUGACGAAUAUCAUGCUAUGUAGAGUCAAUAAAGGUUUACAUUGUUAGCUGUUA
This is a messenger RNA of Gasterosteus aculeatus aculeatus (three-spined stickleback), 2663 nucleotides long. Its product is annotated as leucine-rich glioma-inactivated protein 1. Gene Ontology annotation, molecular function: protein binding. Gene Ontology annotation, biological process: myelination. NCBI's taxonomy places the organism in Eukaryota, Metazoa, Chordata, Actinopteri, Perciformes, Gasterosteidae. The record is from RefSeq and is a predicted model, not a curated record.